AUGGCCAAUCCCGGAACAGACUUCAACAUGGACGAUUACCUGUCAUCCGAUGACGAUGUUGAUGCGGACUCGUUUAUCACGACUCGUGUAAGGAAUUCGGGCCACAUGGACGGCCACGAAGAAGCACUCCUGUUCAGCGACACCGGCUACGGCGAAGGUGGCUUGCAGCUGCCCGGGCUCUUUGACAGCCUUUCCAACAUCCCGGAUCCCGACACCACGUCACCGGAGCGCCCGAACCUGCGAUACUCACUGAGCAGCCCCAGCCGGUUCGCCCGCAGGAUGUCGUUGGACCCUUGGAUCGAGGCCCCCAUCUCCCCUCUUGAGGAGGGGGGCGAGGAGGAGGACGACCUUCUCGAUAUACCGACGAGGGCGGACCUGGCGCUCGGGCGCAGGGGUACGCGGAGGAUUUCGGCGCUGGGCACAAUGUACCAGAGCAUCGAAGAGGAAAAGGAGGACAAGGCCGACUUGUGGACGGCCGUACGGAUGCGGAAGGAGGCCAAAGCGCGGCAGCGGGCGAUGGCCAAGCCCGGCAGCAAACCGCAGCAGAGGCGGGCCGACGAUGUUGCAGAGAAACGUCGCGGCAGCGGGUGA
Colletotrichum spaethianum is the source of this 591-nucleotide messenger RNA. RefSeq lists its product as uncharacterized. The transcript has a single exon. Bases 1 to 591 code for a protein of 196 amino acids. The record is from RefSeq and is a predicted model, not a curated record. NCBI's taxonomy places the organism in Eukaryota, Fungi, Ascomycota, Sordariomycetes, Glomerellales, Glomerellaceae.